UGUCCCCGUCGUCGUUAAGCCAACGAAACUAGUAUCUUCCUCCCGAAAUCCCGACGUCCUCUCGCCACCGUCGACGCACAAGGAAGCCAGCACGGGCCGGCGGCGCUUUCUUCCUCUUUUCCCUCGCGGUUCUCGGUAACGGCGGCCUCGUCCCACCCGGGGAUGAGCGCCGCUGGCGUUGUUAUCUCUAGUCGCGCCGCAUGGCCACCCUCGCCGGCGCGCCCCUCGCCGUCUUCCUCGUCGCGUCCCUCAAGUCGGCCGCCGCGCGCGCGCGCCCCCGCCACGGCGAGCAGCUCCACGCGCUCGCUGCCAAGUCGGGCCUGCUCGCCUCCAACCUCUUCGUCCGCAACUCCCUCCUCGCCUUCUACUCCCGUGCUGCCCCAAGCCUCGCCCACCACCUGUUCGAUGAAGUGCCCCGGGGCCUCCGCGACACCACCGCCGACAACAUCCUCCUCUCGGCGCUCGCUCGUGCGGGCCGCCUCGACCGCGCGCGGUGCUUACUCGAGGAGAUGCCUCGGAGGGACGCGGUCUCGUUCACCACCGUCAUCGCCGGCUUCUCACGCGCCGGCCAUCCUGAGCGCGCUCUGGGCGUCUUCCGCGACAUGCUCGCCGAGGCCGUGCUGCCCAACGAGGUUACACUUGCGGAGGUGCUCACGGCGUUGGCCUGUGACGGAGCACCCGCGCCAGUGGGUGCUGCCCACGGCAUCGCCGUGAGGCAUGGCCUUGAUGAAUUCGUCAUCGUGGCCACCAACCUGGUCCAUGCAUAUGGAGCAGUGGCGCAGGUUCGUUCUGCACGUUACAUAUUUGAUUUAAUGCCAGAUAGAAACACUGUCACUUGGAAUGCAAUGCUUAAUUGCUAUGUCAAGGCUGGAAUGAUUAAUAUGGCUGCUGAGGUGUUCGGGGAGAUCCCAGAGAGGGAUGAUGUGUCUUGGUUGACAAUGAUAGAUGGAUAUAUCCGUGCGGAUUAUCUACUGCAGGCUCUCAAGACGUAUGCUGUGAUGCUGGGUAUGGUGGAUAUAAAGGGCAACGAGGUGAUACUUGUUGGUUUGGUCAAGGCAUGUUGUCGAUAUUCUGCUGUCUUAGAAGGGCAGCAACUCCACACAGUCAUUCUGAAGAAUGGUUUUGAUGCCCAUGCAUUUGUACAAGCGACCCUGAUCCAUUUCUAUGGGUCUUGUGAUUUUCUGGACCAUGCUCAGAUGCAAUUCAAAUUGUCAGACAAGUCACACGUAGCUUCCUGGAAUGCCCUUAUGGCUAGUUUACUAAGAAGGAACCUAGUGCAUGAAGCAAGGCAGCUGUUUGAUGACAUGCCUGAGAGGGACACCGUUUCUUGGAGUACAUUGAUAUCUGGGUACGUCCAGAGUGGGAAUUCAAACAUGGCUUUGCAGAUGUUCUGUUGGAUGUUAGAUACUGGCAUUGAACCUAACGAGAUAACUUUAGCAAGUGCUCUGUCUGCAGUUGCCAAUUCUGGCACCUUGGAGCAAGGGAAAUGGAUCCAUGACUACAUAAACAGUAGAUCAAUCCAGCUUACUGAUAACCUGAGUGCUGGACUGAUUAAUGUGUAUGCAAAGUGUGGUAGUGUUGCAGAUGCAGUUCAGCUAUUUAAUCAUGUUAAGCAUAAGUCAUUUUCAGUGUCUCCUUGGAAUGCUAUUAUCUGUAAUUUAGCUAUCCAUGGGUACGCAAACAUGUCACUUGAAUUGUUUUCGCAGUUGCGAAACACCAAUAUUAAACCCAACUCAAUCACAUACCUUGGUGUCUUAAAUGCAUGUUGUCAUGCUGGGAUGGUUGCCGAAGGGAAGCACCAACUUGAGUCCAUGAGGAAAGAGUAUGGAAUCCAACCAGAAAUUAAGCACUAUGGUUGCAUGAUUGAUCUUCUUUGUCGAGCUGGAUAUUUGGAAGAAGCAGAACAGCUUAUUGAGGUGAUGCCUAUGAAAGCUGAUGUGGUAGUUUGGGGUUGUAUCCUUGCAGCUGCUAGGGCACAAGGAAAUGUAGCCUUAGGAGAAAAGGCUGCAGAUGAAUUGGCAAGGCUUGACCCAAGCCAUGGAGCAUCCAAAAUAGCCUUGUCAAACCUAUAUGCUGAUGCUGGUCGCUGGAGCAAUGUGUCAGUGGUGAGGAAGAAACUCCAGAAUGGUAAUAUGGAAAGACUUACAGGAAGCAGUGGAAUUCUACAAUUAUAGGUUCCAUUCUUUUGGUGAAAACUGCAAAACUGCUCUUAUGUUGGUGAAGUAAAUAUGACAAGCGGUUUAUUUUCGUAAAUAUUUGUUGAUUUUUUUAUGUUAGCCAACACAUCAUUAUUUGCUCCUUUCAUUAAACAAGAUCUGAACUAAAGAAUCUCUAACAUGAGAAGGCAACUAUUCACAUUGCAAAGUUCAUUAGCUGUUAGAUUGCCAAGAAGAUGAGCUGGAAAAGUAGAUUAUCAACACCUAGGGAGGUCCCCGUGGCCCUUGCCAUGUUGUCACUUAGAUAAUUGCAUCUCUGAACUUUGACAGUUAGCGUUAUACAUGCUUAAUUGACAUGCCUGAUAAUUUAUAAUCCUACGUCAUUGCAACAUUCAGCCUUGAGUACAUAUUUACCAACCAGUUGACUCUUUUACUGUUUAUGGCAAAUGCAUGACAUCCAUGUCCAAUCGUACAAUCAUUGUAAUUUGUAAUACUGUAGGUUGCUCUCAUUUAAUCUUUCUAGCAUUUAUUG
Oryza brachyantha (malo sina) is the source of this 2688-nucleotide messenger RNA. RefSeq names its product pentatricopeptide repeat-containing protein At5g19020, mitochondrial. The record is from RefSeq and is a predicted model, not a curated record. The coding region runs from base 201 to 2174 and encodes 657 amino acids. Gene Ontology annotation, molecular function: protein binding; RNA binding. NCBI's taxonomy places the organism in Eukaryota, Viridiplantae, Streptophyta, Magnoliopsida, Poales, Poaceae. The transcript has a single exon. Gene Ontology annotation, biological process: RNA modification.